CUCCGCACCGGGAAGCCUCGGCUGGGGCCGCGCCGCGCCGUCACAGGCAGGACUCAUGGCAAGCAGAUGGAUUGUUUGAAACACUGGGUUUGAUCGCCUAAGUAGAGGAACUCUGCUGAGGAUACUCUUGUUGGGUAUCUCUGUCAUCUCCAACACUUCCUUGAUAUGGAACAAAGUGAAGGUGAACAGGAAUCCCAGCCAGAGAGUCACGUGGAUAGCAAGAGCAGUGUGAAAUCUUUGCCUGGGGGAGAGGCCCACAUCAAACUGGAGAUAAAAAAACAUGCAGUUACUGAUGACUACAAACUCUCCAAACGGGUGCUAGGGUUAGGAAUCAAUGGCAAAGUACUGGAGUGUUUCAACAAGGAGACAGGCCAGAAAUGUGCUUUGAAGCUCCUGUAUGACAACCCAAAAGCCCGUCAGGAAGUAGAGUAUCAUUGGCGAGCAUCAGGUUGCCCCCACAUUGUCCAUGUCCUGGAUGUUUAUGAGAAUAUACAUCAUGGAAAGAGAUGCCUCCUCAUUGUCAUGGAAUGCAUGGAGGGAGGAGAGCUGUUUAGCAGGAUCCAGGAGAGAGGAGAUCAAGCUUUCACUGAGAGAGAGGCCUCUGAAAUAAUGAGAGACAUUGGAACAGCCAUCCAGUAUCUGCAUUCAAUGAACAUUGCCCAUAGAGACGUCAAGCCUGAAAACUUGCUGUACACAUCUAAAGAGAAGGAUACUGUACUAAAGCUCACAGACUUCGGCUUUGCCAAAGAAACCACUGUACAAAAUGCACUGCAGACCCCCUGUUACACCCCUUAUUAUGUGGCCCCAGAAGUCCUUGGCCCUGAGAAGUAUGACAAGUCAUGUGACAUGUGGUCAUUGGGUGUCAUCACAUAUAUUCUCCUGUGUGGGUUCCCUCCAUUCUACUCCAACACUGGUCAAGCCAUUUCUCCAGGGAUGAAGAGAAGAAUUCGGAUGGGGCAGUAUGGGUUUCCCAAUCCAGAGUGGGCUGAAGUAUCAGAGGAAGCCAAACAGCUGAUUCGCCACUUGCUGAAGACUGACCCGACAGAGAGGAUGACAGUUUCUCAGUUCAUGAAUCACCCUUGGAUCAAUAGAUCAAUGGCAGUGCCACCAACUCCUCUUCAUACUGCACGGGUCCUGCAAGAGGAUAAAGACCACUGGGAUGAAGUUAAAGAGGAGAUGACCAGUGCUUUGGCUACCAUGAGAGUGGACUAUGAUCAGGUGAAAAUCAAAGACUUGAAAACGUCCAACAACCGCCUCCUGAACAAACGCCGUAAGAAGCAGAAGCAGGCAGGCACCUCUUCUGCAGCUCCUGGGUGUAAUAACCAGUGAGAAGAGAAGCCAAGGACCUGUGGGUGGAGGGUAAAAGUUUAAAGGGACAAUUUAAAGUCAUUAUGAUCAACCUAGUCCAUAUCACAAAGACAAAGAGACCGUGAAGAAACUGUCCUGCCAAGAGAGAGCAGUGUGAAAGAUUUCAUUUUUGUAACUUGAAUCAGGGCUUUGCUUUUGAAGACUGAUGUAUAGGACAUGAUUCUGUUGCCUUUAGCUAGGGAAGGUCCAGUAAUAACCAGGAAUGUUAACAGGUUUUGUUUUGGCUUAACUGUGUUGGACAAGAGGA
Messenger RNA from Dryobates pubescens (Downy woodpecker), 1615 nucleotides. RefSeq names its product MAPK activated protein kinase 3 (gene MAPKAPK3). NCBI's taxonomy places the organism in Eukaryota, Metazoa, Chordata, Aves, Piciformes, Picidae. Gene Ontology annotation, molecular function: ATP binding; calcium/calmodulin-dependent protein kinase activity; calmodulin binding. Gene Ontology annotation, cellular component: cytoplasm; nucleus. The record is from RefSeq and is a predicted model, not a curated record. Gene Ontology annotation, biological process: protein autophosphorylation; response to cytokine; intracellular signal transduction. The transcript is spliced from 11 exons. The coding region runs from base 166 to 1329 and encodes 387 amino acids.